AUGUUGAAUGUUCGGAGGAAAAAAAUUUCAACAACACCAGCUUCAUCAGCAUCAACAUCUGUACCAGUAACAUCAUUUGUGCUUGCAACAUCAUGUAUACCAACACCAACACCAUCACACAUGAAAUGGAGGCCACCAGCUUCAUCAUCAACAACAUGGAGGCCACCAACACCAUCUUCAUAUGCAACACCAACUUCAUCAUCAACAUCAUGGAGGCCACCAACACAAUGA
Molecule: messenger RNA, 231 nt
Organism: Ilex paraguariensis (yerba mate)
Lineage: Eukaryota; Viridiplantae; Streptophyta; Magnoliopsida; Aquifoliales; Aquifoliaceae
Source: the annotation of a GenBank genome assembly